AUGUAGGGAGCCUCAUAGUUAUUAAACAUUAGUGCAAGAUCAAAUGGAUCUCAAUUUAUGAGCAGCACUUUCUAAAGAGUCACCGCAAACAUCCUCUGUUGUAUGUGUGGUGUCUCCUUUAAUGCUGCCUAAACAAGAACAAAUAUGUGUGUUAAUUGUUUAACCAAUUAACAAGAUAUUACUACAGGAAUUACUAAAUAGGGAGUAGUUAAUUUUUGUCGUAUGUGCAGACGUUACAACAAACCACCUUGGGUUUAUUGUGAACGUGAAAGCAAAGAAAUGCUCUCUCUUUGUCUUAAGAAGAUUAAGGGUCUUGAGAAGGUUAAACUCAUAGACAGUGCUUUCUUGUAUACUGAACCCCAUUCUCGUCGUAUUCGUAUCCGUCUUACUAUCUAAAAAGAAGUCAUGAAUAAUACUUCUAUCUAAUAAAAUUUUGUCGUUGAAUUCGUAGAACACUACGGCUAGUGUGAUGACUGUAAAAAGGAAUUUACUCCUCACACAUGGGGUGCUUAAGUCUAACUUCGUUAAAAAGUUGAACACAAAAAGACUUUCUUCUUCUUAGAAUAAGUUAUGUUAAAGCAUAAUGCUCACGAUAAAGUUUUGAAAGUAGAAGAAAAGGAUGAUGGUUUAGAUUUCUUCUAUAAAAAUAAAAUGUAAGCAAAUCGUUUGGUAGACUUCAUAUAAAGUGUUAUCCCCUGCAAGAUUAAGCCUUCCAAACAGCUUAUCGGACUUGACGAUCGUAACAAUAUUUACAAUUACAAAUAUUCUUGGUCUGUUGAAAUUCCUAAAAUAUGCAAGGAUGACUUGUGUGUUUUCCCUCCUAGAUUAUGCAAAGAGUUAGGAGGUAUCAGUCCUCUUGUAUUAUGUGUUAAAGUUAGCAAUAUGCUCCAUUUCGUAGAUACUCACACUCAUAAGCGUAUUGACAUCACUGCUGAAAGAUACUUCCAUUAUGAAAACGACAUUAUUGUUCUCUCCUUAAAGAAAAACUCUACUGAAUUUAUGGUUACUGGUAUUGAAAAAAUUGAAAAUGAAUUUACUAAUCCCUAAAGCUUGAAUGAAUCCUCUGUUAACACCAGUUACAUGUCUUCAAUCAGCAACGUUUACUAAGAUAAACUAGCUCACUUAACCCUCAUGCGUACUAGCGAUUGGAAAGAAUUCCAUGCUAAAGCACAUCUUGGUGAAAUUAUUAAGGAAGGAUGCAUGGUUUUGGGUUAUGAUUUGACAACAUUGAACUACUCUGAAGACCUUGAAGUUCUUAAAAAUGCUCCUGAAAUUAUUAUUGUCAAACGUAUUUAUGAUAAGGAAAAUAAAGCCCGUAUUUGGAAGCUUAAGCGUUUAUAGAUGGAUGGUGUUAUGGUUGAAGAAAAUACCGAAGAAGCUAAUAAGAAGGGCAAGAAAAAAAUAGUCUCAGACUAGGAUAAAGAAUAAGAUUUUGAAGAGUUUAUGGAUGACAUAGAACGUGAUCCUCUUAUGCGUGAAAAAAUUAAUUUAUAUAAGGAUGAUGAAGGAAUUAAAAAGCUCUCAGAUAAGGAACUUGCAAGAAAGCAAUAACUUUCCAGACGUCUUAAAAGAAAAAUGCUUAAAGUUAUUAACGUUAAAGUUAAAGAUCCCUAAGAAAUUAUCAGAUAACAAGAAGAAGAAUUAUAAGAGAAGCUUCGUAUCGCAGAAGAAAAGAGGGCUGAAAAGGAAGCUAAAAAGAAAGAAAAGGAAGACGAAGAAGACUACAACCGUAACGAAGUUAAGUUGGCUGAAUUAUUAGAAGAUCUUAAUCUUGAAGAAGAUAAAGGUGAAGAAGAUGGAGACAAAGUCUUUGAUGAAGACAAUUUCAUUGACGAAUUUAUUAAAAGACUUGAUCAUAUUAAAAUUGAAAAGUAAUGA
Messenger RNA from Tetrahymena thermophila SB210, 1878 nucleotides. RefSeq names its product 60S ribosomal export protein NMD3, putative. Gene Ontology annotation, biological process: ribosomal large subunit export from nucleus. Gene Ontology annotation, cellular component: nucleus; cytoplasm. The transcript has a single exon. Gene Ontology annotation, molecular function: ribosomal large subunit binding. The record is from RefSeq and is a predicted model, not a curated record. NCBI's taxonomy places the organism in Eukaryota, Ciliophora, Oligohymenophorea, Hymenostomatida, Tetrahymenidae.